UUCAACGUGUUCCUGGGUGAGGACGGGGUGGCUGGGGCCUCGCCGGCAGCACAGAAGCUCUGCAUGGACCCAGUGGGGCAACAAGUAGCCAGACUGAUCCCCCUCCUUUUCCUCCUGCUCCCCAGGCAGGGUGCUGAAGCUUGCAGUACCAGUGGGUGCUGUUUUCAGGACCCGCCAUAUCCAGAUGCAGACUCAGGAUUUUCUCCAGGCUCAGCUUCAGGCCCCAGGGACCUGACCUGCUACCGGACAUUCAGCAGCGCUGGUUAUGAAUGCUCCUGGGAGUAUGAGGGCCCCACAGCUGGGGUCAGCCAUUUCCUGAGGUGCUGCCUCAGGCCUGGGCGCUGUUGCUACUUUGCCGCAGGCUCGGCCACCAAGCUGCAGUUCUCUGACCAGGAUGGCAUAUCUGUUCUCCAUGCUGUCACGCUCUGGGUGGAAUCCCGGGCCGCCAACCGGACGGAGAAGUCCCCCAAGGUUACCCUGAAGCUCUACAGCUCAGUUAAAUACGACCCUCCCCCAGGAGACAUCAAGGUGUCCAAGUCAGCAGGUCAGCUGCGCAUGGAGUGGGAGACCCCAGCCCGCCAGGAUGGUGCUGAGGUGCAGUUCCGGCACCGGACACCUGGCAGCCCGUGGAAGUUGGGUGACUGUGGACAUCAGGAGGACACUGGCUUCGAGUCAUGCCUCUGCCCCCUGGAGAUGGACGCAGCGCAGGAAUUUCAGCUGCGGAGGCGGCUGGGGCCAGGGAUCCCAGGAGGUCCCUGGAGCAGCUGGAGCAGCCCCGUGUGCAUCCCCCCUGAAACCCCUCCACGGGCUGAGGUGAGUUUCUCAGUGGAGCAGUUUCGCCCAGAUGGGAGAAGGCAGGUGACCUUGCAUGAGCAGCUGCCCCAGCUUGAUCUUCCAGAAGGCUGCCUCGGGUCUGACUCUGGUGUGGAGGUGACCUACCAUGUCCACCUGCACAUGCUGUCCUGCCCGUGUAAGGCCAAGGCUACGAGGAUUCUGCGCCUGAGGAAAAAGCUCAUCCUCUCGGGCGCUGCCUAUGACCUGGCUGUCGUUGCCCGGAAUCGCUUUGGCUUUGGUCCCAACCAGACAUGGCACAUUCCUGCCUACACCCACUCAGAACCAGGGGCUCUGAAUAUCAGUGAUGGAGCCAAUGGGACCACCAUGCAUUGGCCAGCCCGGGCCCAGGGCAUGACGUACUGCAUUGAGUGGCAGCCCCAGGGCCAGGACAAGAGUCUUGUCACCUGCACCCUGACGGCACCUCAGGACGGGGACCCUGCUGGAAUGGCAACUCACAGUUGGAGCCAAACAUCUGGGGCCAUGGGGCAGAAGGUGUGUUAUCGCAUCACCAUCUUUGCCUCUGCACACCCAGAGAAGCCCACCUCGUGGUCUACAGUCUUGUCCACCUACCACUUUGGGGGUAAUGCCUCAGGGGCCGGGAGCCCACAGCAUGUAUUGGUGAAGAAACUCAGCCAGGAUUCGGUGUCUGUGGGCUGGACGCCAUCUCUGCUGAGCACCUGCCCCGGCGUCCUGACGGGGUACGUUGUGCGCUACCAGGAUGAAGACAGCAACCAAGUAUCUGAGCUGCUGGUUAAACCCACAGAGACUCAGGUCACCCUCCAAGGCCUGCAGGCUGGCACAGCCUACACGGUGCAGGUUCGAGCAGACACAGUGAGGUGGCAGGGCGUCUGGAGCCAGCCACAGCGCUUCAGCAUCGAAGUCCAGGUUUCUGAGUUUCCUGACUUGUCCAUCCUCCUUGCAUCUUUGGGGAGCUUCGUGAGCAUCCUUCUUCUGGGAGUCUUUGGGUACCUCGGCUUGAACAGGGUGAUAAGGCACCUGUGCCCACCCCUGCCCACACCUUGUGCCAGCACUGCUGUUGAGUUCUCUGGCAGCCAGGGGAAGCAGGUUUGGCAGUGGACUAGCCUGGCAGACUUUCCGGAGGAGGUGUCCCCUCAAGAGGCCCUGGUGGUGAACAUGUCCUGGGACAAAGGUGAAGGGGCUGACCUGAACAUACCCGAGCCCCUCAAGGAGAAGACAGAGCUGCCUCUGGGUGCCCCUGCACUGGACCUGGACCUGGAGCUGCCCUUGGAGGACAGGAGACAAGUGCAAAGAUGCCCCAAGGCUGGGGCUCUGGGGCCUGGCCAGCAGGAUGGUCUGGAGGGCAGCCCUGCCCAGGUGGCUGGACUCUCACUGCUCCUGAGAGACCUAAGGCAGACCCCCAGGUUUGGUUCCCAAGGAGAAACAGAGAGGAGGUCUUACAGAGAGGAAGACUGAUGAUCGCAAUCACGACGGCUGGUUAUUAAGUGCUUAUUACGUAGUCAGCCUGUUCCGUCCAGACACUUGCGUGAUGCUCUGAAUUCCCAUAACCUCCUGGAGGUACAUGGCUGUCCUAUUUACCUAUUUCUCUGAGCCUCAGUGAGGCUCACAGAGGGCAAGUGGCUCGCCUGUGGCCACAUAGCAUGGGUAGGAGUCAAACCCAGACGGAGUGACUUGGACUCCAUUCCCACUCCCUGGGCUCUGGGGCCACUGCCCCCCACCAACACUCAGUCCAGCCCCUGUUGCCACAUGUCCUGUGGUGGGAACCCUAGAAACCGUCAUGAAAUGAAACGGAAGCUGCUGUCCCAGGACAGAGCCUGACAUCUCUGGGGCAAGACGCUGUCAUUGGCCUCUUGAGGUGGGGUGGGAUAGACUGGGGGGCCCAAAGGGGCUCAGGCUGAUUCCAGGGUCUUGGGCUGGGCAUCCUGUCCCAGAAGCAUUGGAUGGGGAAUCUAGGUGCAGAGUUCCCCGCUACACUGCAGGUUCUCCAGACUUAGAGGAUCUAGCUGUGGGGAAAAGAAUGAGGCUUUAAGCAUUCUGAGAGAGGCGAUGGCUCCUCUCUGGCCUCAGUUUUCUCCCCUGAAAAAUUGGGAUGAUAAUAAUGUUGACCUCACAGAGUUGCUGAGGGUGGAAUUGUGUCUAAAGGUUAAUAAAUAGU
This is a messenger RNA of Vicugna pacos (alpaca), 2968 nucleotides long. RefSeq names its product interleukin 12 receptor subunit beta 1 (gene IL12RB1). Gene Ontology annotation, biological process: cytokine-mediated signaling pathway. NCBI's taxonomy places the organism in Eukaryota, Metazoa, Chordata, Mammalia, Artiodactyla, Camelidae. Gene Ontology annotation, molecular function: protein binding; cytokine receptor activity. The record is from RefSeq and is a predicted model, not a curated record. Gene Ontology annotation, cellular component: external side of plasma membrane.